UUUCGGCCGGGGUCGCCGUCGGUACCGAGAUUCCACGGCAUUGGAUCUUUGGAUGAGCGUGAACAAGGCGGCAGUGGUGGCGGUAGGGAUGGAAAGGAAGCGGUCCAUGUCGGACGUCGACGAGAGCUUCUUUGACGCACAGGAAGGAGGAGACGGGGCAGUCCCAGUAGCGCCGUCCACGUUCGUCCAGUCGAAAUCCCUCGCAAAAGGGGACUCGCCUUUGUCAGCCAUCUUGGAACAGGAGUCGGUGCGGAAGGUGGAGCCGACGAUGAGUGCCUCGUCGUCAAUAGAAUAUCCACGCACGAGUAGCAGCGGCGACGAAGAAUCCGUUCGACCGGAGGAUGUCUUUGUCGUACGAAAUAAGGACACGGGCGAGGUGUUUGACAUCCGCGAACUGGACACGAAACCUGUCGACUGCUACACGAUGUUUCCGCAAAACUUUGAGCCGCAUCUUCGCGACAGCCUCAACGGCGACAGCAUUGCGAGGGACAGGGACAGCAGCAGCGGGUCGCUCGAGACGGACAAGAAACCAACCGACAAGCAGCAAGGCCGGUCCGCGUUGUCUGGGUUUCACUUUAAGCGAAAGGAAAAAGUCCCGCCACCCCCCGACGGCAAAACCUACGUUCAUGUGUCGUCGUCGUCCAAGAAAGACAAGCGCGAGUUUGAUUGUGUCGCGGAAAUGCAGACUCUCCGGCAGCACCACGGGACAAUCUGGACGAUGAAGUUUAGUCACGAUGGCGCGCGCUUGGUCUCUGGCGGUCAAGACGCCAUUCUUCGUGUGUGGAAGGUCGACGCGUGCGCCAAGCUCCCAUCGACACCACGAGGAAUCGAAGCAUCGCCGUCGACCGCCGGCACGUCCAUGCCAUCAAGUCAGCGGCCGCAUCUCUUGGAAGGCACUCCCGAGCAGAUGUACAACGGCCACACCAUGCCAAUUGUGGACGUAUCGUGGAGCCGCAGCAACUUUAUCUUGUCCGCAUCCAUGGAUAAGACCGUUCGCCUGUGGCACAUUUCGAAACCAGAUUGCUUGCACGUGUUUCAACACCCCGACAGCGUGCCGGCGGUGGAUUUUCACCCAAAGGACGAUCGGUUCUUCCUCUCUGGCUGUUUUGACAACAAGGCGCGCAUUUGGAACAUCCCGGACGGAUGCGUCGUGUCGUAUGUUCAGACGCCUGUCAUGAUCACAGCCGCGAGCUUCCAUCCGUCGGGGAAUCGCAUCGUUGCAGGUCUAUUGAACGGGCAAUGCAUCCUGUACCAAGUAAGCGCGCACCAAGCCAUGAACUACUACACACAGAUUGAAUGCCGCAAUGCGCGCGGCGCGACGCGGAAAGGACGGAAAGUCACCGGCAUCGAGUUCUCGCCGGAAGGAAAGUACUUUCUCGUGAGCACGAACGACUCGCGCAUGCGCCUUUUCAGCGUUGACAACUACUCCCGCGUGUGCAAGUACAAGGGCUUGGUCAACAAUUACCUUCAGAUCAAGGGCCGCUUCAGCCAGGAUGGCGACUACGUGAUCUGCGGGUCGGAAAACGCCCAAGUGUACAUCUGGAACAAGAGCGCGGCGCAUUCGAGCAGCAUGCUACUGGGGCACAAACAUGAUCGAAACAAUGCGUUCGAGUCGUUUAGUGCAUCCGACACGACGGGAGGAGUCGUGACAGUGGCGCUCUUUGCCCCUGCCAGCACGUACGCCCUGGUAAACCACGGGACAGAUCUCGUCGACAAAAGUGGGAGGGCUGCCGACGACGUCCACGGCAAGGCGUGCACGGGAUAUAUCGUCACGGCCAGCUAUAACGGAUGCAUCAAGGUCUACGAGCGGGUCACAAGGCAUGACGGCGUCCGCUAGUUGGAAAGCCGCCCGUGAGGCAGGCAUUCGUAGGGUCCCGUCGUCCUCGGCAUGUACAUCUUCUAAUGCAGCAUGUACACACGCAUACAAGUUGCUCA
This is a messenger RNA of Aphanomyces invadans, 1935 nucleotides long. RefSeq lists its product as hypothetical. The transcript has 7 exons. Gene Ontology annotation, molecular function: protein binding. Bases 53 to 1837 code for a protein of 594 amino acids. NCBI's taxonomy places the organism in Eukaryota, Oomycota, Saprolegniomycetes, Saprolegniales, Verrucalvaceae. The record is from RefSeq and is a predicted model, not a curated record.